ACGCGGCUUCUGCGCGAUUUCAAUCGAGUGAUCUAUCACCUAUAUGAUCGUUGCCUUCGAACAUCUCCGUGUGCCACGGAUGCCCUACUGAUGGCUGAACAGCAACUCGUGGACACAUUCGCCUUUGUCCGUCCUCCAGGAUUUAACCCACGUGUCUCGAUUGAUGCGCGGCAAUCUACUAGGAGUGGUGCACAUCAGAUGCAUAACAGUCGAGUGGCCACGGAAACACAAGGUUUGAGUGUUGUUGCUCUCGGGGAACAAAUCAAUUUUCCUGGUGAGAACGAACGCCAACGAAGUCAGAAAUUUAGUGCACGUGCAGAGAGGACCUCAACCGCCCGCCCCGAUUCAAGCAGUAAGAAGAAAUGA
Messenger RNA from Echinostoma caproni, 366 nucleotides. The record is from the annotation of a GenBank genome assembly. NCBI's taxonomy places the organism in Eukaryota, Metazoa, Platyhelminthes, Trematoda, Plagiorchiida, Echinostomatidae.